AUGGCGGACGAGUUACGUUUUGAUGGUCGUGUAGUUCUCGUAACAGGUGCUGGCGGAGGUCUAGGAAGAGAGUAUGCCCUUGCUUUCGCUUCAAAAGGUGCCUCUGUUGUGGUUAAUGAUCUUGGCGGUGAUGCUAAAGGAGGAGGAAAGAACAGCGCUGCAGCCGAUAAAGUUGUUGAAGAAAUCCGUUCUCAAGGAGGCAGGGCAGUCGCUGAUUACCACUCGGUAGAGGACGGCGAGAAGGUUGUCCAAACGGCUUUAGAUGCAUUCGGUCGAAUUGACAUCCUCAUCAACAAUGCUGGAAUUCUAAGAGAUCGGUCGUUCGGACGCAUAAGCGAUCUUGAUUGGGAUCUCGUGCAUCGGGUUCAUCUUCGUGGGGCGUUCAAGGUAACUCGAGCCGCUUGGCCCCAUAUGAGAAAACAGAAGUACGGCAAGAUCAUCAUGACUUCCUCCACCUCUGGCGUCUUGGGAAAUUUCGGUCAGGCAAAUUACAGUGCAGCUAAACUCGGUCUCGUGGGACUUAGCAACACUUUAUCCAUAGAGGGUUCCAAGUACAAUAUCCAUUGCAAUUCUAUUGUCCCAUUGGCAUCCUCUAGGCUGACCCAAGGUAUUAUACCCCCAGAUGUGAUGGAUGUCGUAAAACCUGAAUAUGUAGCACCUUAUGUCGUGUACCUCUGCCAUGAAAGCUGUCCAGAGACUGGAGGGGUCUUCCAGCUCGCGGGUGGUUGGGCUGCGGAGUUGAGGUGGCAUCAGGCUGCCGGGGUGGUGUUGUUUGGGAAAGGUGGUCAGGUGCCGACCCCAGAAAUGGUGAGAGAUAACUGGGAUAAGGUAACGGAUUGGUCAGGUCCCGCAAAAGAGUUUAGUAACAGUGGCAACUUUAUGGCAGAGCUUCUUGGAAAGCUGCAAGAAGCCAAAGAAGCAUCAGUGUUAGCAGAAAGUAAGGGAACCUCAAGCGUUGAAGAAAAGGUCCAGUUGGUGAAAGGAAAAGAGAUACAGUUUACAUACGGGUUCAAAGAUGUGAUCCUGUAUGCACUGGGUGUAGGAGUGACAGUUCCAGACGAUUCCCAUCUAAAGUUUCUCUAUGAAGGCCAUGAAGACUUUAGCACUUUGCCAACAUUUGGUGUAAUUGCAGCCCAGGUAAUAUAUACAACUGUCUGAUCUUGUCAGUUUCAGUCAUGUUUAUCUCGCCCAUAGAGAAGUGACCAGUUUAACAUGUGGAAACAAGCUACUUUAUUUUCUGGCUGAAAAAUAUGCCACAAAAAGGAUUGAGAGAUGGGGUAGAGAAAGGUCUCCACAAAUUUUAGAUGUCUUCUGUUCAGGCCCCAGUUGUUCAAAAGGUGGAUAGCGCUAUCCACUGGAUAAAUCUCUAUCCAGUGGAUAGUGCCAUAUUUAUUGGUUUCCCUAAUACUUAUCCACUGGAUAGUGAUUUAUCUGGCCCCAGUUGUUCAAAACGUGGAUAACGCUAUUCAGUGGAUAAAUGUUUAUCCCGUGGAUAUUGUAGUCGGUUUUCCUAAUACUUAUCCGCUGGAUAGUGAUUUAUCCGAUGGAUAGCGCUAUCCAACGUUUGAACAACCGGGACCUGGUGGAUAGCACUAUCCAACUUUUGAACAACUGGCUCCAGAAGAUUAGGCUGCAUUCACCAUUUUCUUAUAGACCACAGUGCACCUUGUUUUCCCCCGAAAAUGUUGCAUAAUCGUUGUUUCCCACUUCUCCAGGGUAUUACAGUCAUUCCAAUAGAAAUCAAAGACAAUGGUUAUGCAAAAUUUUGGGCAUAAACAAGGUGCAUUAUGGUCUAUGUGAAAAUGGUGAAUUCUCCCUCAUCAAAAUGCUAUAGGCAAUGAAAUCUAUAGGUGAAAGAAAAUCUGCAACUCUGCUUCGAAACCCUAGAUGCAUAAUUUCUUUGCUAAGUAAGAUACUCAAUGUAAGUAGUGUAAUAUAUGAUUUAUAAAAUGGGCAGAGGUAAGAUCAACCUUUUUUCCAGAGAGAGAGGCUUUAGUCAGCGGCAUCUUUGUGAUAUGAAUCUGGAGCUCAUGAUGGUUGUUGCAGAUUAAUUUUCAUUUAAUUUUAUCAAGUUGGUGGAUUGGUGCUGAUGAGAAUUAACCUAGGAUCAACUGGGCUUUGAUCAGAAAAAUAGUCUCUAGUGUAUUCAGUGUGCAGAAAUAUUGUUUAUACUCAGCCCAUUUUAAAGUUGUUUGUUGUUUCCAUUUGGUUAACCUUUUUUAUGUAGAAAAAAGCAUCUGUAUUAAAGAAUUAUUCCAAAAAUAGAUGUAACAAAUGAUGAUCCCUACCAACUUACAUUUGCUUUGAAAAUGUACUUUGUUGUUUGUUAAAACUUAUAUACAGGUCACCUUGCUUUUCACAAAUUAUAGGUUUUGGCCUCCCUAAAACGUUCGUUAGAGACAGCCUUGCUGAUCUUAGAUAUAAACGUCUAACUGUAUCACUUUAAUAUAUGCUUUGUUUGUUUCUCUUUAUUUUCCAGAGUGCUACAGGAUCUGUUACAGCAGCAGCACUGGAGGCAGCUGGACUUCCUUUUGACCCAACAAAGGUUUAAAAAGAUAUUUUUUAAGAUUAUGAGGGCCCUGAUAAGAAUUUCCCCAUAUGCUCUUUUUGCAAGCAACAAAAUAUGACAGUCAUACUUGCUAAUGUCAUGAGUUCUUCUGAGAGCCUUUGCUAGAAGUGAAAAAAAAAUCCAAGUGCAUGUGCACCCAUGCUCCAUGGCAUGUGCCUUCCCAGAAGGUACUUAGGCAUGACACAUACUGUCCUAUUACACAAGACCAUUUAAUGCUGAAACCAGUGCUGCAGAUAGCAAAUCAGAUUAGAGAAUUUUGUUACUGUUAUGAGUAAACUGUUAAAACUGCAGUCUGUACGUGUUAUGACAAGUUUAAGCUAUAUUGUCUUCAAGACAAUUAUUUUUCUAAUCCACCCCUGUAUUCUCCUAACUUUCACAGCUUCUUCAUGGGGAGCAGUAUCUGGAACUGUUCAAACCUCUGCCAACAGCAGCCACCUUAACAAGCAGGGCAGAAGUUGCUGACAUUCUGGAUAAAGGGAAAGGAGCUCUGGUGCUCAUCAACGUCACCACUAAUGAUGAAAAAGGAGAGGCUGUUUGCUUUAAUCAGUUCUCAUUCUAUAUUGGUGGUGCUGGAGGUUUUGGCGGGAAAAGGCGGUCAGAACAUGCCAAGCCACUUGUUUCCAUGCCCAGUCGUGCACCAGAUGCUAGCAUUAGAGAGAAGACAAGUUGUUGCCAAGCAGCAUUUUAUCGGCUUAGUGGAGAUUACAACCCAAUUCACAUUGAUCCUAAUUUUGCACAGAUGGGAGGUACAGUAUUAUUGCAGGUGUUUGGGUGACUUGUCUGUGAAAAUAUGAUGUUUGUUUGUGUGUGUGUGGUUUUUUUUCAUGAUACAUCUGCAAAUAAAAAGAAAUUUAGUGAUGGUUUAGCAUUGUUUGGGUUAUCAGUAAAUCAACAAAAUACAAAGUUUGUACAGUCCAUUUUGGAUGGAAAAAGCAGGGAUUUACCCAAUGAGCAAAAGCUCUUCAAUCUUCUUGGAAUGAUCUUGGAAGAUCAACUGCUCUCAGGGUAGCAGGGAUCCAUCUCCUAUGAAUAAUUUUGUCAGUGGGUGCAUGAACUUUAAUCUCACAUUGUUUGACUGCAUAAUAUAGUGUAGACCCUAUUACCCUCUGAUAAAGUGUAAGGUAUCCAUUCACAGAGCAUAAAAUUAAUGAUUGUCAACUUUCUUAAGCUGGAAACAGGAAAAAUCAAGGAAGGGUUCCAGCAAUUUUAUCUGAGAUUCUAGCUUAAUUCUAAUCAGUUGGAGGUGGAGAAAUAUUUUGUAAGCUUUUUUGCAUCUGUCCAGUCCAGUCCUUCAACAAUCUUGAUGACUAUAAAUUAUAUUAGAAACGUUACAAAGCUAUGACAAAAUAUGAAAGUUUCUUAUUUUGAAAUACUUGCUCCUGAAACCAUGAUUUGCUAGACUAGCACUAAAAAUACAGUUAUCCUUUGCUCUCCUUCAAACAGGUUUUUCAUCUCCUAUUCUGCAUGGCCUUUGUUCAUUUGGUUUUGGGGCUCGUCAUGUUCUGAGGCAGUAUGCGAACAAUGACGUCACUAAAUUCAAGGCCAUCAAAACAAGGUUUUCAAAGCCUGUCUAUCCUGGACAAACAAUUCAGACAGAUAUGUGGAGGGAGGGUAACAGAAUCUUUUUCCAGUGUAAAGUGGUAGAAAGUGGGCAUUUGGUGUUGUCAGGAGGAUAUGUUGACUUGAAGGACAUGGAUGAUGCCAAGACAACAAUGCCAGUAAGUUCUUGUUAACAACAUUUUAAGUGGUUUUGCUUCUUUUUGGCCAGAAAGUAAACUGAAAAUGGCUUGACCACUAGUAUGAAAAGGUGAAGUCUGCACAACACACAACAGGGUACUCUGGUGAGUUUUAGGUUGUUAACGAAGCCCUCUUAGGCGGGGUACAUAUGUCCUCAUUCUGAGUUUUAAAUAUGGUUGUUUCAUGAUUUGAGGAGAAGGCCAUUCCUCUGUCAGUGUUUAACCCAUCUUCAAGUUCAUCUUUGUCACCAUUUCAUCUAGAAUUAUGUCUCUGUUUCAAGGCCAUAUAACUUGUCGCAAUUUUGCCCCAAGAAUAAUAGAAUAAAAGAAAGGGCACAAGGGACAAGGGAAAAGUGUGCCUCGCACUUUGCGCUUGCACUCAACAACCUGCCUGAGUGCCCAAUAUUACCUGUUGCGCUAGCUACAAAAAGUGUUUGCUUGGCCAAAUCUCUAGGAGCAAACAUUUGGUGCAUUUCUUAUCACGUAAUUAUGCCUUUUCACACAACUGCCAUGUGAACAAUAGUUUCACAUGUAGUUGCUAAUAUGUAAUUCAUGCAACAAAAAAAUCUUGACUUGUUAUAUCUCACGGUGCUCGGCCAAAAUAGUCAAAAUAAAGCUAAUGGUUUUUUAUUCAUGUUGUACAGCGUAGUGGAGCCGAAAUGUGUGGAAUUUUCCCAGUCUUUACUUGAGGUAAUUUUGACAUAUUAAUGGUUUGGAUUAUUGUCUUUUUGAAACAGGAUGUGCAUGCGUUAGUCUCCAGUUCAGGUAAAUCAGGCCUCAAGAGUGAAGCUCUCUUCAAAGAGAUUGGCAAACGCAUCUCAGAUCACCCUGAACUUGUUAAGAAAGUCAAGGGCAUAUUUGAGUGGAAUAUUACAAAGGGUGGAAAGACCGCUGGUCAGUGGACUGUGGACCUCAAAACUGGCUCUGGUUCCGUGACGGAAGGUCCAUGCAAGCAAGGCAAGGCCGACUGCACCAUAACUGUUGAGGAUGAUGAUCUGGCUGCUAUUGCCAUGGGAAAAGCAAACCCUCAAGAGCUAUUCAUGAAGAGUAAGUUGAAAGUCAAAGGUAAUAUCAUGCUCACUACAAAGUUGGGUCAACUUUUCAAGGACCAAGCCAAGUUGUAGUUGGGUAAACAGCCUGAAUAGUGCUAAUGUCAAACAUUUCCGCUUCUGUUUCAAUUUGUUACUACAGUUUUUGAGAGAUUUAAAUGUCGUGGAAGGAAACUUGUGAUGUCGUUUUUUUCCAGUUUUAUUAUGAAAGUGCUACAAUAUCAAACCCUCUUAACAUUAAGGGGACCAGAAAGAUAAAAUCGCCCGCGUAUGAAGUGUGGUAUCUUCGAGACAAGUAGAACUGUUAUUAAUAGAGAGAUUACACCAUGUAAGGAAUCCAAGACAGUCUUGGAUUGUGGAUUCCACGCCGUGGAUUCUGAAUUCCAGGUACUGGAUUUUGGAUUGUUUGAUAGGGGAACGUGGAUUCCAGAUUCCAGUAGUUAGUUGGACUUCGGAUUCCUUGAGCUGUAUUCUGGAUUCCAGUGCCCAGGAUUCUGGAUUCCACAACUCAAAUUUCCCGGAUUACGGAUUCUACAAGCAAACAUUUCCCAGAUUUCAGAGUACGGAUUCUUUUACAUGGGGCGGGAGAGUGUCUGUAUUGUGGAGUUGUCUGUAGAGUUGACUACAUUUGCUCAUUAACUCAAAUCUCUCCUCCACAGAAGCUAAAGGGGUUUUUGUCUUGCUGGGUAAGGUGGUAGACAUUGGCAGAUUGAUCUUUCAGUUUUAUCGGCUGCUCUGCGGAGGACAGAGUGAUCACAUACAGUUCCUUCAGUUUACAACAAUAACCGACUCAUCAGUUAGACUUUCUGCGACGUAACGUGUUAGUAACGUUCUAAGUAAAAGUCAGGGCUGCAAAUAACGGACAACAGGUUGCCGGUCAUGAUGACCGGCCAAAUAUUUUUUAGCCCGGACAAACCCCGAUUCUGGACGGUCAAAUAAUGAAUACUAAUAAUUCUUUUUUGCCAUAUCCAGUUAUGCUGGCAAUAGAUCGUUAUUACUGCAUUGACGUUCACAUUUUUGACAGCAAAUUAGUGAAAAAUGCAUUCGCACGUUGUAGAGUUCCUUUCCGCGGUUUUCGGGCGUUUUAAUGUUACGUUCUACCUUGAGUAUCAUUGCAUGGCGGUGUCUGAAGUCUCUAGAGGUAAAAAGUGAAGCGUAAAUCCUUUUCAAACUCCCAAGGUUCAGGAAACGGAAUACACAUACAGUUCAGCAAACUUUAGAAAUUACGAAAAAAAAAAAAAAUUGGGUUAUUUUACAAAAUCUGCACAGGCUUGUUUUACGUUGAUGUUCCGAAAUGAACAUCGGUGAAACUUGAUCUUUUUCCUUGCCUGGCAUGUGAUCGAAAGUCACUUCUUCAAAGAAGAAUCGUCACUGAUAUUUUCGGCAAAGAAGUUGAUUUGCAUUGGCGAGAAGUUUGUUCCACAAACAGCGUGUUGAUGAUCAGAAGUCCAUAAAUAAAUUUGGGUCAUCGCGCAACAUUUUAUCGCGAAGGGGUCAAAUGUCAACAGAAAUUUGCAUAAAGUUGUUUACAAGAACGAGAAUCUAGCGCCGCGAUAGACGACGACCUUCCCUCUUGAGUAGUUUAAAUUUUUAUCAGACCAUUCUGGAAUCGAGUCUGCAAACGAGAUUCAUGUUCGACAUAAAAGAAAUCGAUGCGCUAACAUUUAUUCCCGGAGAAACACAGGACGACCUGUUGAGAAUUGCGAUCGAUUUGCCUGAAUUCCUUCGAAUUCCCAAAGAAGGUCACAUUGCUGAUUACAGCAAAGCCGAAAGUACAGUACGACUUGCAACGUUGCGUUACUUUCCAACUCAGUUUGUUAUUCACUUUGCUGCGUUAGAUUACGACAUGACGACAUGAAAUUAAUUUAUUGCGGCGUUCUUUUUCUUAGAAGGGUUUAGUACAAAGCAGCAAAAAACGCCAAAGAAAAAGAAAUCAUUACAGCGUUAUAGAGCAUUAAGCGACAACUGUGUAAGUGUUUGUAUCCAAAAAUGACCGGUCAAAAUGACCGGCAAGACCGGAGUUUGACCGGUCAAGUCCGCGAUCAGGCCGGACAUUGUCCGUUGACCGGCCGUUAUUUGCAGCCCUGAAAGUUAACCCAGAAAAUUACUAAUAGGGGUUGAAAACUCCUGACGAGUUUCUACCCGACCUCAGCACUCUGAUUUGUGAUACAGACACAAACAGCGUAGCGCAAAGUGUCCGCAUUACGAAAGAAAAGUGGUUGUAUGAAGUUUGGUGUCUCUGAGAUAAUAAAGAGAGGCUAGACUGAACAAGUGCACUUACACAA
Porites lobata is the source of this 7639-nucleotide messenger RNA. The record is from the annotation of a GenBank genome assembly. NCBI's taxonomy places the organism in Eukaryota, Metazoa, Cnidaria, Anthozoa, Scleractinia, Poritidae.